Molecule: messenger RNA, 705 nt
Organism: Ornithodoros turicata
Lineage: Eukaryota; Metazoa; Arthropoda; Arachnida; Ixodida; Argasidae
Product: tigger transposable element-derived protein 4-like
Exons: 1
Coding region: 1-705 (234 amino acids)
Cellular component (GO): nucleus
Molecular function (GO): DNA binding
Source: RefSeq, a predicted model, not a curated record
AUGACGCAGGUGCUAUUUGAGAAAUGGCUGCGCAGAAUGGACCGUCGUUUCGUUAGAGAGGGUCGGAAAGUUCUGUUUUUGGUCGACAACUGCCCGGGACAUGGCAUCGUUAGUGGACUUACGGCCAUUCGAGUGGAGUUUCUCCCGCCAAACACCACGGCCAGGCUGCAGCCAAUGAAUCAGGGAGUGAUCAGCAGUCUCAAAAGGCAUUACAGGCAGUCCCUUCUCCAAAGAAUGCUUCUGUGCAUGGAGAAUGGUAAAGAAUACCAAGUGACCCUCCUAAGUGCAAUCCACCUUCUGUCCAAUGCCUGGGAACAAGUUAGUAAAGCAACCAUAGCCAACUCGUUCAGGCAUGCAGGAUUCAUCCAGGACGGCUGCUCAGCUGCAGAGGAAGGCAGUGAAGAGUUGCAGGAGGACACAGACUUGAUGUCUACACUGAGCAGUAUUGGUGUGCCGGUGGACAUUGCUGUAUACUCCAGUGUUGAUGAUGAUGUCGCCACAUGUAGGGAGGACACCAUGGAUGCGCUGAUUGAAGAGGUGCUCUGUACUGGAGCACAGACGUGUGAUGACGAAGUGGAAAAUGGGUGUGAAGACGACGAACUUCCACCAGUCACCUCUAAUACUGCAGAUGAUGCUUUCAGCAUAUUGGUGCAAUAUUUCCAGCAACACAAUGACACUGAACAAUUUCUCGCAAACAUUGGAUAG